Loxodonta africana (African savanna elephant) is the source of this 2437-nucleotide messenger RNA. RefSeq names its product centrosomal protein 55 (gene CEP55). The record is from RefSeq and is a predicted model, not a curated record. Bases 84 to 1472 code for a protein of 462 amino acids. The transcript has 9 exons. Gene Ontology annotation, cellular component: midbody. Gene Ontology annotation, biological process: establishment of protein localization; mitotic cytokinesis; regulation of phosphatidylinositol 3-kinase/protein kinase B signal transduction. NCBI's taxonomy places the organism in Eukaryota, Metazoa, Chordata, Mammalia, Proboscidea, Elephantidae.
UCGGCGCUGGAGGGUGUAGCCGGCAAGAGCGAGCGCCGCGCUUCGCCUCAGGUGCGGCCUGGUGGCCUCAGGCAAUUUCAGAGAUGUCUUCCAGAAGUCCCAAAGAUUUACUUAAAAGUAAAUGGGGAACAAAGCCUAGUAACCCCAAAUCAGAAUCUGCAUUAGAGAAAUUUAAGGGAGAAAUUGCAGCCUUAAAAACAUCGGUGGAUGAAAUGACAAGUGGAAAAGGAAAGCUGACUGACAAGGACAGACAAAGACUUGUAGAGAAAAUUCGACUCCUAGAAGCUGAGAGGGAGAAGAAUACAUAUCACCUUACAGAGAAGGACAAAGAAAUACAGCGACUCAGAGACCAGCUGAAGGCAAGAUAUAGUUCGACCACAUUGCUUGAGCAGCUAGAACAGAAAACAAAGGAGGGUGAAAGGAGGGAACAACUGUUGAAAUCUUUAUCUGAAGAGACAGAUGUAUUGAAAAAACAGUUAUCUGCUACAACUGCAAGACUUGCUGAACUUGAAAGCAAAGCCAGUACACUUCGUUUAUCACAGACUGUGUCUGCAAGUUGCUUCAACUCGUCAAUGAGUAAUAUUCAUGAAAUGGAAAUGCAGCUGAAAGAUGCUCUGGAGAAAAAUCAGCAGUGGCUUGUGUAUGAUCAGCAGCGGGAGGUCUACGUGAAAGGACUUUUAGCAAAGAUCUUCGAGUUGGAACAGCAGUCAGAAACAGCCGCUCAGUCACUCUCACAGCAGACGAAAAAGACUGAAUCGGAAGGUCACCUCCAAGAAGAAAAGCAAAAAUAUUACAACCAUCUCUUGGCCAAUGCAAAAAAAGAUCUUGAGGUUGAACGACAAACCAUAACUCAAUUAAGUUUUGAACUUAGUGAGUUUCAAAGAAAAUAUGAAGAAACCCAAAAAGAAGUUCAAGAUUUAAAUCAACUGUUGAGUUCACAAAGAAAGGCAGAUGUACAACAUCUGGAAGAUGACAGGAAUAAAACAGAGAAAAUACAAAAGCUUAAGGAAGAGAAUGAUAUUGCUAGGGGAAAGCUUGAAGAAGAGAAGAAGAGAUCUGAAGAGCUCUUAUCUCAGGUCCAGUUUCUUUACACGUCUCUGUUAAAGCAGCAAGAGGAACAAACAAGGGUGGCUCUGUUGGAACAGCAGAUGCAGGCAUGUACUUUAGACUUUGAAAAUGAAAAACUUGACCGUCAAAACAUGCAACACCAAUUGCAUGUAAUUCUUAAGGAGCUCCGAAAAGCAAGAAAUCAAAUAACACAGUUGGAAUCUUUGAAACAGCUUCAUGAGUUUCCCGUCACCGAGCCAUCAGUCACCUUCCAAGGAGACACAGAAAACAGGGUAAAAGUUACCUCACCAAAAAGUCCUGCCGCACUAAACGAUAGUCUGGUGGAAUGUCCCAAGUGCAAUAUACAGUAUCCAGCCACAGAACAUCGAGAUCUACUUGCUCAUGUCGAAUACUGUUCAAAGUAGCAAAAUGGUUACUCUGUGUUUGUGUCAAAAGAUUCAAUACUGUAUCUUACCGGUUAGCUUUUGGACAUUUUGAAUUACAUAUUUCUCCUCUUGUAUAAAGAACUGCCUAUCUGCCUUUGAGAUCCUGGCACAUGAAUGAAUCAUUGUGUUUUUAUCUUUUGGCUGCUUUGCAUUUUCCUUGGCAGUGAUACCCCCUGAGAUGGCUCAUCAUCAGGCUUUAAUCAAACUGACAAAACAUGGUGGUGAUCCACCAAUGUGUCCUGAGACUACUAACAUUUUGCACUGUUAAGUACUUGAUGGAGAAAAGAUAGUUCAGGUUAUUGCUUGCUGCAAGCAAACAUUUUUUGUUCUGUGGCCUAUUUAAUGUACGUUGGGCUUUUAAAAAAAUCAGAGAUAACCAAGAAUCUUACUGUGUUAGUAUUACUUUUUAUCCAAGCACUCAGUAAACCUAGAAUUCAGAUUUUGAUGUCCAUUGUUAAAAAAAAAAGUGAUACUUUUUCCAUUUGUUUUUCCUUGUUGUUAUAGAGCAGUUAUUAGAAACAGUGGGAAUUUUCUUGAUCUUCAUUGCUGCUUCCUGUUGAAACUGUAAAAUUGGCUAUGUUUCAGGCACAAAGUAGGCUCUGUUUAAGUUAUACGCUUAAGGAGUCACCCACAAUGAUUACUCUCAUGCUAACUGGCUAUAGCUUUCAUUUGAAUUCCAUUAGCACAUGUUGGUCAGCUGAACUGUUAAAAUGAAUUUUAACAGAACCAUCUAGCCCUCUUAUUUGGUUUACAGAUAUUUAUUUUUGGCACUCUUAAAGCUGGGCAAUAUAAUGAUCAGAUAUUUGCUUAUCUGAAUAGAUAUUUUUAUACAUGCUUUGUGUAAACAAAUUUUUAAAUUUUUUUUCAAUUUUUCUGGAAUGCUUGACACAGCUACGGUUAGUAAUAUAAAAGAGAAAAGAAUAAAAUUAUUUAAUAAGUUUUAA